AUGAAAGUUGGCUCUUUAGAAACCUUAAAAGGUACUGACGCUUUGACUCGAACUAAUAAAAGAUGUGGGUCAAGUACUUAUCGAGUAAGACGUAGGAGACGGAAUUGGAGCUCGCAUACGUCGAGGUUAUCGCCAUGCAUUGAAGAGUCAACUGGAGUUGACUGUAUGGCAACAGAUUCUCUGAAUGCAUCUCCUGAACGACUAUCAUCGAACACCCCUUCACUUGGAAACAGCAGUUCAGGUUCUUGCUAUGGCAUAUCUUCUGGGUUUGUCCGCCCUUCAAUGCCCCCUGGUCCACCUACAUCGCCUGUCCCGAGUCCACCACCAGCUCCCGUAACACUUGGUGUCGUUGCGGAAGUUUCGGCGAGUUCUGUAGGUGGAUCUAGAAAGUGUGACCCUGUUCCGAAUCUUCCGGCUGUACUUCGUAAUCGUUUCAGACGACGCCGAAAUGCCAUAUGUGAUUCUUCCGCUCUUGGUCAGGGGCUGAAGGACUUCUUCGCAUCUUACGUUGUUUCCAGCUUAACAGACUCCAUGACAUCAUCACUUAGUUUAGAAUCAUCAUCUGCACCCCCAACGUUCAAUUCCUCAUCUCAGUCCCUUACUCCCAGCACAGUUUCACACUUAAUGCACAUUGAUUAUGCUCCAUCUUCUUUAUGUUUAAUUGAUAGCGAAUCGCAAUCUGAAAGUCUGUGAUAUAUAUUUCUUCUUAUUAUUGUUAUCUGUUUUCAACUGUUAUCCAACAGUAAUUAGUUCAUUUUUGUAGCUUCAUAAUCUAAUUUUCUGCCAGUCUGUUUGAUAUUUUACAUAAUUAGAGGAUUUCAUUUCAACCAUUGCAAUAUGCAUAUCUCUAUCCAUGUGCGAACACUUUGUCUGUAUACGAGUCUUUCCGUACUCACUGCUCAUAUGACGUAAUUUUUCUUGAUUCUCUUCAACAUGCUUAUAAUUUUCAGACAUCAGCUAAAAGCUGUGAUUCUAUUAAUAAUAUUAUUUGCGAAAGUAUUGUUUUUUUUAAUCUAAUCUGACCAUGACUUAGCAAAUAGACUUAAGUGUAUUGUGAUUACUUGUGUCUUUUCUUAUUUAAAACUGUACAAACUUUGAGGCACAUCUUCAAUUCCUAUAUAAGCUGUUUAUUUAGGCCAUAUCUUACAAGUUGUCGAGAUAUGUUGGUACCGUAUAUCAAAAUCAAGGUGCUUUUUUGUUGUUGUUUGAUUUACACUCUUGUUAUAAUUGUGCGUCGUUACCACGCUUGGUUUCAACAAAAGUAUCCCUGUUCAUUCAACUUUUGGUAUGAAACAUAAAAGUUUAAGGAAUUUCGCUAAAUGUUGUGAUUGACGCUGUAUUGUGAUGUACUGAUUACAUGGCCGAUGAGAGUGAACUGGUGUAACACAAGUUGGUCUGCCGAUAGCACUGCCUGUUAUUGCCUUUGAGUGGU
Messenger RNA from Trichobilharzia regenti, 1432 nucleotides. The record is from the annotation of a GenBank genome assembly. NCBI's taxonomy places the organism in Eukaryota, Metazoa, Platyhelminthes, Trematoda, Strigeidida, Schistosomatidae.